Messenger RNA from Melanotaenia boesemani (Boeseman's rainbowfish), 3690 nucleotides. It is a transcript of the gene ptchd4, whose product is annotated as patched domain containing 4. Gene Ontology annotation, cellular component: membrane. The coding region runs from base 628 to 3405 and encodes 925 amino acids. NCBI's taxonomy places the organism in Eukaryota, Metazoa, Chordata, Actinopteri, Atheriniformes, Melanotaeniidae. The record is from RefSeq and is a predicted model, not a curated record. The transcript is spliced from 3 exons.
AAAAAUGUCUUUCUGAGCAUUCAGCAGCACAAGUUGGGUUUUCCCACUCAGGAAGCCAAAACUGACUCAUUGCUGCCAUUACUGGUGGUCUUUCAGCCACCUGCAGGAACAUUUUUUUUAUUUAACUCUCAUGUUGCCUGCAUGUUCCUAUAAUAAGCAGGCACCAUCAUUCCAACCUGCUUCACGUGCAGCUCCCUUUAACACCACCACAUGGUUAUAGUUAGGUACAUAAAUCAGACGCCACCGCUGGAGUGGGAGCUGUGCAGGCAGACAAGCGCACAUGCACGCCACACUGCCGCGGCUCGUCGCUGCUACUGCAGCCGGUGCAGCGAAGAAGACUCGCGGCUCGCUCCCCAUCACUUGGAGGCGGAAUGGCUUGAGAUCAGACAACACGGGAUUGUCUCCAUCGCCUGAUGCACGAUGCUUUUCUGACUGUCUGCCCCGUCCGUGUGUCUGUCCGUCCGUCUAGCCGAGAACUGCUGCAGUGCUGGCUUUCCAGGUGUUGUGUGUGAGUGUGAGAGAGCGCUUGUGUGUGUGUGUGUACGUGCGUGUUCGAGCGUGUGUGCAUGGUGUGGUGUAAUUCUCUUACGAAUUGUGCUUAGCCGGGGGAACAGAGUCUGAUGUCACAUGUGCUUCAUCGGAGGAGACGGGGCAUCUACAAGCUGGAUUUUGUGGAGGAUGCUGCGGCAAGUGAUACACAGAGGGCUCAAGGCUUCGUUCUACUGGCUGGGCUUAUUUGUUAGCAGACACCCCGUUUUCUUCCUCACCGUCCCCGCUGUCCUCACCAUCAUUUUCGGAUCUACCGUACUGAGCCGAUUCAAGCCAGAGAGGGACCUGGAGGUGCUGGUCGCCCCGACUCACAGCCUCGCGAAGAUCGAGCGGAGUCUCGCCAACAGCCUGUUUCCCAUCGACCAAUCGAAGCACAAGCUGUACUCGGAUUUGCACACCCCGGGCAGAUAUGGCAGGCUGAUCCUUCUGGCCAAGUCUGGGGGUAACAUUUUAGAGCUGGCCGACCAGGUCCUGCAGGUCCACAAGCAGGUGUUGGAUUUGCGCGUCAAUUACAAGGGAUUCAAUUACACGUUCGCGCACCUCUGCGUCUUAAGCCACAGGGACAAGCGCUGCCUUUUGGAUGAUAUCAUCACCAUAUUCGAAGAUAUCAGACAAGCUGUGCUCUCCAACAGCACUUUCCAUAAGGUGCCCCUGAGCUAUCCAAACACCACAUUAAAGGAUGGCCGCGUGUCCUUCAUCGGACACCAGCUGGGUGGAGUAUCCUUCUCGCCCAACAGUCGUGACCAGCAGGUCAAGUUUGCCCGUGCUGUCCAGAUCACCUACUACCUCCGUAACCACGGACCUGUGGUGCAGGAUGUCAUUGCAGAGCGCUGGGAGAAUGAGUUCUGUGCGCUGGUCAACAGGUUGUCCAUGGCGGAGGCGCUGCACGCACCCGAUCAGCUCCACAUCCAAUCCCUUACCUCCUUCAGCUUGUGGCGGGACUUCCACCAGACUGGCGUGUUGGCUAAGGGGAAUGUCUUGGUCAGCCUAGUUCUGGUGCUUCUGGCUGCCACCAUCUCCAGCUCCAUGCGAGACUGCUUAAGAGGAAAGCCGUUCCUUGGCCUCCUGGGAGUGCUAACCAUUUGUAUCGCUAACGUGACGGCUGCAGGGAUCUUCUUCAUAUCGGAUGGGAAGUUCAACUCCACACUGCUGGGAAUCCCAUUCUUUGCCAUGGGCCAUGGAACCAAAGGGGUAUUUGAACUGCUGGCUGGCUGGAGGAGAACGAGAGAAAACCUGCCCUUCAAGGAGCGUGUUGCAGAUGCAUUUGCUGAUGUGAUGGUGUGCUACACCAUGACCAGCUCGCUCUACAUCAUCACCUUUGGCAUGGGCGCCAGUCCUUUUACCAACAUCGAGUCGGUGAAAAUCUUCUGCCAGAGCAUGUGUGUUGCCAUCCUGGUCAACUACUUCUAUGUUUUCUCUUUCUACGGCUCCUGCCUGGUGUUUGCUGGACAACUUGAGCAGAACCGCUACCACAGUGUUUUCUGUUGUAAGAUACCCUCAGUGGAGUAUCUGGACCGCCAGCCCACAUGGUUCAAAACCAUGAUGAGUGACGGACAUGACCUCUCCACACACCACGACAGUGUGCCAUACCAGAAUCAUUUCAUCCAGCACUUCCUGCGAGAGCACUACACGGAGUGGAUUACCAACACCUAUGUCAAACCCUUUGUGGUAAUUCUUUAUCUCAUCUAUGCUUCUUUCUCAUUCAUGGGAUGUUUACAAAUAAGUGAUGGAUCAAAUAUUGUGAACUUGCUGGCUAGUAACUCUCCAAGUGUUUCGUAUGCACUGACCCAGCAGAAAUACUUCAGUAAUUAUAGUCCUGUGAUUGGGUUUUAUAUUUAUGAGCCCAUUGAGUACUGGAAUUCCACUGUGCAGGAGCACCUAAAGACUCUGAGUCAUGGCUUCAACAAGAUCUCCUGGAUGGACAACUUUUUCCACUACCUGCGGGUAGUAAAUGUGAGUGCAUCAACCAAGAGUGACUUCAUUACUAUUCUAAAGGGUUCCUUCCUGCGCAGCCCAGAGUACCAGCACUUCACUGAGGACAUCAUUUUCUCCAAGAACCGCGAGACUGAUGAAUAUGACAUAAUUGCCUCACGGAUGUACUUGGUAGCACGGACCACAGAGAAGAAGCGGGAAGAGGUGGUGGAGCUUUUGGAGAAGCUUCGGCCUUUGAUGCUGAUCAACAGCAUCAAAUUCAUUGCCUUCAACCCAACGUUUGUUUUCAUGGACCGCUACAGCUCCUCUGUUGUCUCACCCAUCCUGACCUCAGGCUUCAGCGUACUUACCAUCCUCAUCCUCACUUUCUUCCUGGUCAUCAACCCCUUGGGAAACUUUUGGCUCAUUCUCACGGUUACAUCCGUGGAGCUGGGCGUCUUGGGAUUGAUGACCCUCUGGAACGUCGGCAUGGACAGCAUCUCAAUCCUGUGCCUUAUUUAUACUCUCAACUUUGCCAUGGAUCACUGUGCACCCCACCUGUACACUUUUGUGCUGGCCACCGAGCACACCAGGACACAGUGCAUCAAGCUGGCACUGGAGGAGCACGGGGCAGCCAUCCUACAGAACACAUCCUGCUUUGUGAUCGGCAUCAUGCCCCUGCUGUUUGUGCCUUCCAAUUUGACCUACACACUGUUCAAGUGCUCCCUCCUCACCGCGGGCUGCACCGUGCUGCACUGCUUCGUCAUCCUGCCUGUCUUCCUCACCUUCUUCCCACCAUCCAAAAAGAGGCAUAAGAAAAAGAAACGGGCCAAGCGGAAAGAGCGGGAGAGGGAAAGAGAGCGGGAAAGGGAGAGAGAGAGGGAAAGGGAGGAGAUAGAGUGCAUUGAAGUCAGGGAGAAUCCUGAUCAUGUGACUAAUGUCUGAGUAGUUAUUCGUUUUAAUAGUCUGUAUCCCUCAUUCUCUGGUGGAUUGGAGAUACUCUCUAAUACUGAGCCACCUCUCAAGGUGCAGGGAAGUAUGAGAUGUCCCCAGUGGAGUGUUUACUCCCAAACAACAGCAGCAAAGCUGCCCAGAGUCGACUGCAGCCCCACUGGUCAGUCAUUCGGUUCGUCAGUGUGGACAGUAUAUCUCAUUUGCACAAACUCUAACAUGCUCAUUGUUGUAAAGCCCCCCCCCCAUUGCAAAAAAUAGAAAAGAAAGAAAGAAAAA